This is a messenger RNA of Anneissia japonica, 2412 nucleotides long. Its product is annotated as arylsulfatase A-like. The transcript has 5 exons. The record is from RefSeq and is a predicted model, not a curated record. Lineage: Eukaryota; Metazoa; Echinodermata; Crinoidea; Comatulida; Comatulidae. Bases 137 to 1705 code for a protein of 522 amino acids. Gene Ontology annotation, molecular function: arylsulfatase activity.
AAAAAAAUAAAUGUUACUUUGCCAGUUUAUCAAUAUUAAUUGCGGUUAGAGUUACCAUCGAAUUCAUACAACUGAUUCUUCGAUUAUAACACUUAUUAUUAACGCAUAAAGCCGGAUUUAAUCAUAACAGAUUUAAAUGGCUAGAUCGACUGGUCUCAGUAUCAUUGUUCUAUUGUCGUCUGCAUUUUGGUGUGACUGCAGUAAGCCUAACAUAGUUAUUUUUGUUGCUGAUGAUAUGGGCUUUGCAGAUGUUCAAGCAUUUGGAAAUCCAUUGUCGUACACACCAAAUUUAGAUGCGCUACUAAGAGAUGGAUUAAAAUUUACGCAAUUCUAUAGUGCGUCUCCAAUAUGUAGUCCAUCAAGGGCUGGUCUUCUAACUGGACGCUAUCCUGUACGCACGGGAGUCUGGAAUAAUGAAGAUCAUAGUGCUGUUUUCCAUCAGGAAACUACGGAAGGCCUGCCACACACUGAGGUUACCAUUCCGGAAAUGUUGGCUAGGCAAGGCUACAAGUCCUCCCUCAUCGGCAAAUGGCAUCUUGGUGUUGGUUACAAUAGAGAAUAUCUUCCCUUGCAUCACGGUUUUGAUAAUUAUUUUGGAAUUCCACAUACUCAUGCAGAUUGUCCGUGUGAAAAGUGUUUUUUUCCAGAUGAUAAUUGCACAUCCCAAGAUGGCUGUAAUUAUUCACACGCUCCGUGUCAACUAAUGCUUGGAGAUGAAAUAAUUGAGCAACCCGUUGAUUUGAUAAAGUUAGCGGAGCGUCAAGCUAGAGCAGCGAGAAGUUGGAUUCGGGAAUAUGCUUGUACCAGAACUCCCUUUUUUCUCAUGUAUGCUUUCUUACAUACUCAUAUACCCAAUUUCGCAGGAAAAAGAUUUCGGAAUACAACUCUAGGCGGUGAAUACACUGACUCAUUAGCGGAAUUAGAUUGGCAAGUAGGAGAAGUGAUGGAUGAAUUGAAGAAGAGUGGAGUAAUUAACAAUACGUUAGUCAUUGUAACUUCUGAUAAUGGAGCGGCCUUGGGGGCUGUAACAAAGGGCGGGUUUUCCGGAGUGUUAAGGUGUGGAAAAGGUUCGACUUUUGAGGGCGGAGUUCGUGCGCCUACUGUAGCUUUUUGGCAAGGCCGUAUCUCUAGCGGAAUAUCAACCGAAUUCUUGAGUCAACUAGACAUCUGGCCAACGCUGAGAAGUUUAAGUGGUUCCUCUCCAGAUGAUUUUAACGUCAUUCUGGAUGGGUUCGAUUUCUCAGAUGUACUAUUCAGAAAUGAAAAGAGUACAAGGUCAUCCAUGCUGUAUUAUCAUACGAAGCCUGAUCCAAGAUUUGGACCGUAUGCAGUUCGUAACGAACGAUAUAAAGCGCAUUUUAUUGUCGACUGUGAAGAAGCAUGCGAAAGAAGUACUUCGCAAUCGGAUUGCACCUCUACCUUCCACGAUCCUCCACUUCUCUACGAUCUCCUUCUUGACCCGGAAGAGCGCCUUGAUUUGAGUAAAUUUGAGGAAUUUCAGCAAAUUGUUCAAGAUAUGACAAACCUUCGGCUUCAAGAAUCGCGUAAAGUUCAAUUCGCAAAAAGCGUUCUUAAGGCAACAGACGAGGAUGUACAGCUAUGUUGUGAUCCCGGAUGUCAACCCUUCCCUUCCUGUUGUCAAUGUGCAUCUAACUAUACGGAGGAAAUGUUUCCCUUAAACAGGGCAUGUCAUCUAGAGUGUUAAAUGCAAUGGACCAUUCCGCUGCCUGCCCUCUUGACAUAUGUCCCCGUGUGUUUGUGCUGCAUUUUCCAUUUGUUUAUUAUAUAUUUGUCUCGAUAAAAGGUUCCUAGAUUUCUAAAGAAGCCAUUGCUAGCCAUAGUUCUAUAACUAAAAAAGAAAGAAAUUAUAAUCCACAUUUGCCUUGAUGUUUCAUUCAGAACAGUUGAUUAGUUUUGAAAUAUCUGGUCUGGGACGUUUUCAUUAAAACGGUCCUCAUUUCCACACCCUACUAAGGGUCGUAGCCAUUAGGUUUCAACCUGACCACAGACCACAAAUAAAUUAAUUAGGUUUCGAAUUAGAAAAAAGGCUACAUUCCACCUGUAUGUUUAGACUCAACCUAUCUAUUAUUGACAUAACUGAGGAACCACAAGUCUGUGAACUCUGGGGUGAAUGGUUAAUGAUACUUUAAAAUUAUUUAUACAUUUACAUUUCUCUUUAGUAUAGGGCCUAGGAUUUAUAAUGAUUGAUUAAGAAACUAGGAUGCAUUUUUCUACAAGGCCGCGGCCCAGCCGUGCCAGGGACCAACAUACCAAAACCUGGAAAGAGGUUUUGAACAUGACGAUUAUGUCAAUGUUCUGAUGCUAUACAAUUAUUUGACAUCAUUAUCUGUUCUGUCAGUGACAAAAUUUCAUUGUAAAGUAUACAAAUUAAAUAGUAUUUAAUUAAAGAAA